AUGAAGCAGUACCUCAUGGUUAUUUCUGCUCUACUAGCGGCAGGGAUAUUCCUGCAUCUGGUCAUCGUCAACACGACAGGCUCCUUCUCUAGCGCCGCACAAGUAGAGAUGCAGAGUAAUAUUCCUGCGGGCGAUUCGACAAAUCGCGUCGCAGAAGCCAAGGGGCCAUUAGGCAACUCGAACGACAUCUCCAACUCGACCCUCGGUUUUCAAGAAGUGUUUGUGGUCAACCUACCCGAGCGAACCGACAAGAGAGAUGCCAUUGCAGUGCAAGCGUCGCUCACCAACAUAACAUUUAAACUUUCUCCUGGGGUACGUGGUGAUACGAUAUCAGAGAAAGCAAAGCCCUAUGGAAUGGAGAAGCUGCUUCCUGCAGAAGUCGGCGCAUGGAGGGCCCAUUUGAACGUGUUGCAGAAGGUGGUGGAGAAUCGCAUCAGCUCAGCCUUGAUUUUGGAGGACGAUGCAGACUGGGACGUCAGUCUCAAGGCCCAAAUGACCGAGUUUGCUCGUGGAACGCGCUGGCUCAUGAACCACACGGGACCGUCGUACUCGCCCUACGGCGACGGCUGGGAUAUUCUGUGGAUCGGACACUGUUCGGCCCACUCGCACCAUUCCGACACUCGUCGCUGGGUCAUCAGGAAGGAUCUCACAGUCCCACCACCAAGUAAACGAGACGCAAUGUUACAACCCUAUGAUCUUGGGUAUUGGGAAGGCGCCCCCGAUUUCGAUACGCAAACACGCAUCAUCUACAAGGCCGGUUACGGAUUCUGCUUCGCAGGUUGGGCAGUGUCCCUUCGAGGGGCCGAAAAGAUUCUCCACAAAUUGAGUAUGCUUCCGUACGGACUGGCCGUCGACCUUGGUGUCGCUGAAAUGUGCGCUCACGGGACAUACAACAUAACUUGCCUUGCACCCUUCCCAGCAUACGUUGGCAUCUCGAAACCUGCCGGCAAUUCUAGUCGCGGCAGUGAUAUUGUGGAUGGCAGCGGCAAAGGACGCGCCGGCGACCUUGCAACCAGAGGCAAUCCCGGCGCAAAAUUCCGCGAAGAGCCAGAGUCGGAGAGGGUGGUGUUCUCAACGCGGAUGAACAUCCCGCGACUGCUCAUUGGCGACACCGAGUUUGAGAGCAAUUAUGCUAAUGUCACUGGUCGAGUCAAGAGCAUUGACGAAAUUACUUCCUUCACAGGCACAGGGCAUGGUGAAUGGUUGCCUGACCCUCUACCAGUCCAGGACCCGAGUGGACUUUGA
This is a messenger RNA of Exophiala aquamarina CBS 119918, 1245 nucleotides long. RefSeq lists its product as uncharacterized. The record is from RefSeq and is a predicted model, not a curated record. The transcript has a single exon. Bases 1 to 1245 code for a protein of 414 amino acids. NCBI's taxonomy places the organism in Eukaryota, Fungi, Ascomycota, Eurotiomycetes, Chaetothyriales, Herpotrichiellaceae.